Messenger RNA from Nematocida ausubeli, 1203 nucleotides. RefSeq lists its product as uncharacterized. The transcript has a single exon. The coding region runs from base 1 to 1203 and encodes 400 amino acids. Gene Ontology annotation, molecular function: acyltransferase activity. The record is from RefSeq and is a predicted model, not a curated record. NCBI's taxonomy places the organism in Eukaryota, Fungi, Microsporidia. Gene Ontology annotation, cellular component: endomembrane system.
AUGAGCACGGGUACUUUACGAAAUAUUACGUCUCUCUUCAGAACUGUAUACUUCUCAUUUGCAUGUCUCUUUUAUCUUGUUAUGUGCAUAGUUAUAAUUCCUGCAGUUUAUGUGACCUACAGAGGCCUUUCCUGCAUAGGCAUAAAUAUGGAGAAAUUUAAGGCCAUUGUAGGGAAGCUUUGGCUGCAGGUGACGCAGUCUCUUCUUUGCAUAUUAAUUGGAGAUAACACAUAUAUCCUGUAUAAGCCAUUACCUGAAGAUCAGAUGAUGGGGAAUACUUUGAUUAUUUCAAAUCACACUUCUUAUGUGGACUGGAUAUACCUAUGGUCUUUACUUCUAAAGACAGGCAGGGAGAGCAUUUCAUUUAUUGCAAAGGAGGCAGUGGGGGCCUUUUAUCCUUUGAGGCUGGGAAUUGACAUGCUUAAUUUUGUACUUCUCACCAGAAAGAUGGAAGAUGAUCAAAUGCGUCUUAAGAAGGCAUGCAGUGUACUGCAUAAAAGCAACAAUUACAACUUGGUUAUUUUCCCAGAGGGAACAUUCAUUGACCAAGACACAAAAAAGAAAGAUGAAAUAUUUCUAAAGAAAGAACUGGAGAACAGAGGGCUUUUAAAGACACUUUCACCAGAAGAAAUUGAAGAGAAGAAAAUACACACAACCAUACCGCAUAGUCUAAACAAGGUCUUCCAGGAGGUGAUAUUCCCUAGAGUAAAGGGAUUCAAGAUCCUUGUGGAUGAAUUAAAACCCACACUCAAAAAUAUCAUGGACUGCACAAUAUACCUUAAUAUGCACGGAAGUGAUAUGAUGUACCCAUCUGACCACUUUACACUCACAAAUAUCAUUCUUGGCAGAUGCUCUCGCAUACAGGCUCUUAUUAUAUGCGAGAACAUUAAGUUUGAUGCUAAAAUAGCAGAAAACUCUAGUGAAUGGAUAUACAAUAGAUUUGCGAAAAAGGAUGAACUCCUUAAGCAGCUUAAAAUGCAAAGAGCAAGGAAGGAUAAUAUGCAUGAUAUAUGCACUGAGUACAAGCAAAAGGGAUAUACGAUAAAGAGACUGCACCCGUCUCUUUCCGUGACUAUUUUGCUCUCUGCAGGUUCACUAGUGAUUAUUCUUCCAUGUAUCUUUCUGUCAUAUUUGGUUAGUGUUUUUCUUUACAAGUACUUAGCUAGUCCUUAUGAUACACUAAAGACACUUUAUAACUUUUAA